Notolabrus celidotus (New Zealand spotty) is the source of this 1510-nucleotide messenger RNA. It is a transcript of the gene psmb13a, whose product is annotated as proteasome 20S subunit beta 13a. NCBI's taxonomy places the organism in Eukaryota, Metazoa, Chordata, Actinopteri, Labriformes, Labridae. The transcript has 8 exons. Gene Ontology annotation, cellular component: proteasome core complex. The record is from RefSeq and is a predicted model, not a curated record. Gene Ontology annotation, molecular function: threonine-type endopeptidase activity. Bases 397 to 1221 code for a protein of 274 amino acids.
UUAUCAGGCUCCGUAGGAAACCAAAGUUUAUCUCGUGGUUUUCUUUGUAGAAAUCUGAGAAGUAAUACAUGCACUGUCAGUAAACACGUGGAAUACCAAGUCGAUGUCAUCUCACUUUGUGUUACAUUAGGAUUCAGGUACAGCAUCAACUGCGCCUCUCUGAAGUGGUAAUCUGCUCUUUAACGCUUCACAGUUUGUAAUUGUGCCUCUAGAGAUAAAUAUACAGGUGAACCGGUCGGGAUUUACUCACCCCUGUGCUGACUCCUUUGACUUGUGAGUUCGUGUAGUGUUUCUCCAUUUUUACUCCAAAAUCGAAAGAGAAAAGAGAGAGGUGACGCCAAGAACAGCGACCUCAAGCGCACCGAGACGCACAGAGACGCCACAGACGCAUCCAGUAUGGCGCGACCAACUGUCUUCGAAACUUCAGCAGCCGGCUUUAAUUUCGACAACGCAGCGAGGAAUGCUGCAUUAGACGGUCUCUUUGAGGGACAGAAGCCUAAACCUUUGAAAACAGGCACCACGAUAGCAGGAGUGGUGUUCAAGGAUGGAGUGGUGCUCGGAGCAGACACAAGAGCCACAUCCAGUGAAGUGGUGGCCGACAAAAUGUGCGCCAAGAUCCAUUACAUCGCUCCAAAUAUAUAUUGUUGUGGAGCGGGUACAGCAGCAGACACAGAGAAGACCACAGACAUGCUCUCCUCCAACCUGACCAUCUUCUCUCUGAACAGCGGGAGGAACCCACGUGUUGUCAUGGCUGUCAGCAUACUACAGGACAUGCUGUACAGGUAUCACGGUCAGAUUGGUGCCAACCUCAUACUGGGAGGAGUAGAUUGCACCGGAAACCAUCUGUACUCAGUUGGGCCUUAUGGGAGUGUAAAUAAGGUUCCCUACCUUACAAUGGGAUCUGGUGAUCUAGCGGCUCUUGGGAUUCUAGAGGACAGGUUCAGACCCAAUCUGGAGCUGGAGGAGGCAAAGGGGCUUGUGCGUCUUGCCAUCCAUGCAGGAAUCAUGAGUGACCUCGGCUCAGGCAACAAUAUCGACAUUUGUGUCAUCACCAAAGAGGGAGCAGACUACAUCAGACCCUUUCAGGAGUCUGAGUUCAAAGAUGACAGGAAAAUCAAAUACAGGUAUCGCCCCGGCACGACACCGGUCCUGACAGAGAAAAUAGUCCCCUUGAAGCUGGAGGUUGUGCAGGAGAAGGUGCAGCGGAUGGAUACAGCCUGAAGCUUGAUGCUCAAUAACUCAACUAUCGCUCUGUAACAUCUAGUAGUAAAGCACAAAUCUUUAUUUCAUCCUAUGUUUUACACAGCAUAUUGAGUAUGAGUAAUAAAACAUUAAUAACAGUUUAAUAAUACUGCCAUCAUGGUUUCAAUUCUGCUGCUGCUUCACUGUGAUGUUGAUUAUUUCAGAAACAUAUGCAGUACCCCUGUAAGCAGGAAGAUUGCUGUUAGGCCAUAGUGAGAAGAUUGCAACAUGUUUUGACAAUAUGGAAUAAAAAUGAUAAUAAAAACAG